AUGGAUGGGACGGGCGAGGGCGAGUCCUUCGAUGCGCCGCCAAGUGUGGCAUCUGAGACCGUUGGAUCAGACAGGUCGAGCCCAUCCACCAGCACCAGCCGCGCAGACAUCUAUACGGACGGCUCCAUACGCCGGGUUUGCCUUUUGCCAUCGUCGCCUCUGCCCAUCGGAAAUGAACGGGCGGGACGAACCUUUGCUGUAACAGGUAAGGCUGAGCAGGCGGAGCUAUUCCAUGUGAACGUACGGAGUACAGAAUCGGCUGUGGAGCGCGGUAGGGGAGGCCGCUUACGGUGGGUGUGUGGGCGAAACACUCCAUGCCAACCAGUUGCAACACACCCUGUCCCAACCCUGCUUACUCCUGCUUUUGCCAUCCCCUCCUCCGAGGCUAGAACUUGGGGAGAACAGGGCAGAGCAUGCCAGGAAAUGAUAGGUAGACGAGUCGUGGAGUCAGUCAAGGGCUGUCAGGGCAGAGGUAAAAGCAAGGCAGAUACGGCUAGGGGAGCGUGUAAAAAUAUGGGUAUGGGUAUGGGUAUGGAUAUGGAUAUGGAUAUUACAUCUGGCGGGGAAUCAAAGUAA
Nannizzia gypsea CBS 118893 is the source of this 576-nucleotide messenger RNA. RefSeq lists its product as hypothetical. The record is from RefSeq and is a predicted model, not a curated record. The coding region runs from base 1 to 576 and encodes 191 amino acids. The transcript has 3 exons. NCBI's taxonomy places the organism in Eukaryota, Fungi, Ascomycota, Eurotiomycetes, Onygenales, Arthrodermataceae.